AUGUCAGAAAGCUUUAAGCCUUUACACUUCGAUGCUUUAAAUGUUGGGAAAAUGAUUAAAAGAACUAAAAGAAAAUACACUUGAAAAUUUGAGCUUGAUGGAAUCGUUUAUACCCUGAAUUUCUAUGUUAGCAAGCUAUCUGGAAAGAGGAAGAUUCUUCUUAAUGGAGAAAUCAAACUAAACACCAAAAAUACAACAAAUUUUUCUAUAUACCCGGUCAAAAUUUAUUCCCACAAAUUAUAUAUCUAUCAAAUUGGUGAUAAUCAAUACGAUCUUAGAUGUGAAAAUUUAUCAUUUGAUGAUUUAUUAAAAGGCUUCGAUCUUCCAGGUCUGAAAUCUUGCAGAAGCAUAAGUUCACGUCAAAGUUUGUUUAAUUAUUCAAAUACACUUGAAGUCGCUCAAAGCUGACAAGAAAAUUCAGGGACGAUACUCUAUGAAGAAAGCAAAGAAGAGCCAAAUUGAGAAGCAAGAAAACAAAGCUAUGUCACUCCUUAUAGGCUGCCAAGACUUUCCUUGCAAAAUCCUACAAGAAAGGAAGAAAGAGAUAUAUAUGAAGAUCAAAAAAGGUUCAAAAGAGGGCCAGGACCAUCACAUGUAAUGACUGAUGAAUCUUUUGAUGAUUAUAUUCCAAAGGAUUCAAGGGAAAAUGCAUUUAAUUCAAAGCAUAAUAAUGUUCAUGCUAAAAACCCUUUUGAAACUGCUGAAGAAGCAUCAAAAAGCCCAGAACAAAAGACAAAAGAGAAUAGCGAAAUUGAUUUAUUAGAUGUAAAUGUAUUAAAUGAGCCAAAAACAAAUGAAAAAUCUUUUGAUAGCGUAGAAACACUGAAUUUUGGGAAUGGAUUAUUUAGUUAUGAAGAUAAAUCAAGUCCUGCUGUAAAUGCAUCAAUGCAGCAAGGACCUUUUGCUAACCAAAUGGCCCCAAUGAUGGCAUACAACCCAUUUAUGACAGGUUUUAUGAUGGGUCAGUAUCAAACUCCAAAUCAAUUUCAAAAAUCUUCAUAA
Blepharisma stoltei is the source of this 1002-nucleotide messenger RNA. The record is from the annotation of a GenBank genome assembly. Lineage: Eukaryota; Ciliophora; Heterotrichea; Heterotrichida; Blepharismidae.